CCCACGUAUAGACAAGACUGGUUCAUUUUCGUUCUUUGGCCAGUUAGCGCAGAGAUUGUUGAUGACAUGAACAUGUCAUUUCUGUGUACAGUCCUUCAAAAGCAAACAAUGGUUACAACCUCCACAAUAUGCUUGCGCACUAUAAAUAAUCUGAGUUGUUAGUCUGCUUGUCAAAUCCCAGGAGGAAACUGGCAGUGGUCCAAGAAACAUCUAAACAAUCUGGAAUGUCACAGCCUAUCCACACCGUACUCUUAAGGCGGAGUUAAACAGGGCGAUACAAGUCACAAACACUUUAAAUUGACGUCUUAUCCUCUCUUCUCACAAGCUCUCCCAGACUUCUUCAUAAUACGUCGUUUAUUAUUCUUCGGUUUAUUUUUGCUGGUGGAAUGAAACUAUUAACAGUGAAAGCAAAGUAUCUGAUGAUCACUGUUUUAUUUUGUUAUUGAACUCGCUCGCAAUGUGGAGUGUGGAAUAUGAUUCUCAAAACAGCUUUUCUCUAUCUGUGUUUAUUGAUCAUGAAGGGUGUGUUUGGUGUUGGUGCAGAUGAAGUGAAGUCAGUGACGGAGGGAGAUUCUGUCACACUAAACACUCAUCUCACUCACAUACAGACACAAGAUCACAUACUGUGGCAGUUUGAAUCUCAAGGGACUCGUAUCGCUGAAAUAUAUGCACAGAUCCUCUGUACAUAUGAUAGACCACAACUGGACAAUCAGACUGGAUCUCUCACCAUCACAAACAUCACAAGCACAGACUCUGGACUUUAUAAACUACUGAUCAUCAGAAACACAGGAACUUCAUACAAGAGAUUCAAUGUUACUGUCUAUGCUCGUCUGCCUGUUCCUGUCAUCAUCAGAAACUCUUCUCAAUGUUCUUCAUCAUCAGAAAGAUCUUCAGUGUCAAUAUGUGUGUUGUUGUGUUCAGUGAUGAAUGUGACACGUGUGAGUCUCUCCUGGUACAAAGGAAAGAGUUUAUUGUCCAGCAUCAGUGUGUCUGAUCUCAACAUCAGACUCUCUCUACCUCUGGAGGUGGAAUAUCAGGAUACAAACACAUACAGAUGUGUCAUCAACAAUCCCAUCACAAACCACACACAACAUCUCAACAUCAAUGAGAUCUGUCGGCCGUGUCCAGAUUUUAUCCAGCGUUCACAUUUAAUACUGCUGAUAGCUGCUGUUGUGCUGCUGGUCAUAGUUUCAUCUGUUUGUUUGAUUUACUGCCACUACAACAACUGUAAACAACCAGCAAUGAACGAUGUUAAAGAAGAUCACACAUCAUGCUCAACUGUAAAUAAUAUGAAUACAAAAAUAACUAAUAAAGUUUGUUUUAUAUGACUGGUUGUCCGUUAUUAAACCGAACAACACCGUUGAUCACCACGACAGACGUUUGCAAUACAAAAACAUUUCUCAGCUUUUUGUAAUGAAUAUUUGCAAAUCAAAGAUUAUAUUGCUGGACAUCUGAAGCAUCACAGUGUAUCAUUUUACCAUCAUGUCAAAGGCAUUUACAGACAGAUUGGCCACCAGGACACAAUCACAUUGAUACCUGCAACAAAUACACUUGUGUGAUUUACAAUCUAAUAUAAUCUGAUAAAUAUACUAAAAAGAGUGUACGCGAUUUGAAGUCUGUUCUUAUUCUUUGAUCAAGAAUAAAUAGGCUUAUGGGUAUUCCUCAUCACAACUUCUAAAGUUGCACUUGAUGUAUAAUAUAAUAAGAUAUAAUUUGCAAAAAUUAUGAAUUGUUAAAUUACUUUUGUAAUGGAGAUGACACUCUCUUGUUUUAAUAACAAACAACAACAUGAUUUUACAGUGUCUUUUACAGAACAAACUCUGUGUCAGUUUAUGAAAACAUGUAUAGGCCUACAACAGAUAGAUAUAACAAAAGAAAAAAACAAGCAUACUGCAUAAAGUAUCUUCACAAUAGCUGCAUUUAUAGCUGGGCUGGGGCUCAACAUACUCAAACAGCCCUGCCCAACAAUAACGUUUCUGUGUUAUCCUCUAUACUGCCUGGGGUUACUCUGUCGUUUUUCUGGUUUAGUUGAAAUUUAAAUGUAACCCAUUUGUUUAUUAAGAUAGCAAAAUCAACAUCAAAAUCUGCAAAAUCAACAUAAAAAAAACGAUUUUACUGUACAGCCUUCCACACAUUCCUGACAAAGUCAUGAAAACAACAAAUGAUUGCAAAAAUUGAUAUGCACAUUAUGAAAAAAAAAUUCCCCUUUAAAAUGUUCUCUAUCCAGUUUUACUGCUCCGUUGUUUUGGGAGUGUCUCAGUAACACUCAAGUCCAUCAAAAUAAAAUCAACGCCUGUUAAAAUAAUCACAUACACAAUCCAUGACUUCAACUGCAUGGCGAAGCAAUUAACAGUAACAUUUUAUCAACCUACUAAAACCUACUGUCCUACUAUCAACCUACCUAUUGAAUGUUUAGGGGAUUUUAAUAAGUGUUUUCAUUUUGCCUUUAGCCCAGGUUGUGAUUUAUUUUAAAAUUGUAAGAAAUGGUAAUCUAAAGCAUUUAGCCGUAAAUAUGAUCAGUAAUGGGAACAGUGCUUAAUUUUUCUGUUAUUGCAACUUAACAAAAAAAAAAAAAAAAACUCAAGCGUAUGCAUUAUUUCUGCAGUGUCAGAAUGGUCAAAAUAAAAAUGAGGCUUUGGUGUAAUACUUAGGCUAUUUUCUUUCGAUAUUCACACAACCUCUAGAUGGCGACAGCGUUCCAGCAGAUAAAACUUCAGAGCCGUACAGCGGAACGCAAUCUCGGUAUUACAACUGAACUCUACAUCUUGUCUGUCGUCUCCUAUUGCGAUUCCUGUGCCUUGAUUGGCUGAAAAUGCAUCUCGCAAUGGUGAGAGCCAAUAAUAAUAAUGUGCUUUUGAUAAAAGUUGGCUUCGCAAUUGUUAUGUGAGAGGAGAAUACAAGCAAAAUACGCAAGAAAGAAUCAAAGCAUCAAGUAAAAAGGCAUAUUCUCGCUGAUUGUCUGUUCUGACAUCACACAUCUGACAAUUAUUAUCUGACAUCUGACAAUUAUUUACUUAAAAUGUUAAACAACAAGCAUAAAGUUAUCAAGUUGAAGUUCAUAGUCCCACUCCAAAAAAGCCUUGUGACAAUAAAUGUGUCUGAUUGGAAUUAGUCUUCAUUUGGGGGCUAAGAUGGAUCCAGGGGGGCACAUGCGUGGCAUUUAAUGAAAUUUAAUUAACGAAAUAUUAUGUAAACAAAGAUCAAAAAUAAGGCCACCAAUGUUCCAACAUUGCAUUAUUAAUGCAUCAAUUAAAAUUCUACCUUUAAGAUUAUACAUUUUUAUUUGGGGGGUCCACAAAGGGAUUGAAAAAGUUUGAGAACCUGGUUGGUUGAGCUGGUGUCUGAGCAGGGGGCACCAUAAGGGGGGAGGGGGGGGCUUGAUUAGGAUAGCUUCACAACAACACAGCUGAGACUGGAAAGUCCAUUCAUACCUAGGCUGAGGCUCAUAUGUAAAAAAAAAAAAAAUUUAACAAUCAAUUUCCUAGGAAAAUAGUAUGCCUACAAAUUUUUUUUUAAAUAAAAUGAAAAGUGUGAGUAAUCCACCUGCACUUGUUGUAACUGUAUUUGUAGCACUAUCGAAAACACUUCAUCUUUACCACAGUAGGUAACCUCUAAAAGUAUUAGUUUUCAUUGAGCAAUUUAGCUUAUGAGUAGCUUUCAUUAUGCAACUGAAUAGGCCCAUCUAUAAAUCAAGACAUACAACCAGAUUUGAGACCAUAGAGCCAUUUUUUGUCUUUUUAAGAUUUAUUUUUGGCGUUAUUUGUACAGUAACAGUGAGAGGACAGGAAACGAAGUGGGUGAGAGAGGGAGUUGGAUCGGGAAAGGACCACGAGCCGGGACUCGAACUUGGGUCACCCAGAGCACUAACCACAAGGCUAUCGGCUCCGACCAUAGGGCCAUUUCUACAUUGUCCCAGUAAGCUUUAAGUCAAUGAAAUUUAAAAAGCAAACAUGAGUUCACGAUGGAAAUAAACCACAGCACAGUAUAAAUGUUCCUUACCUCUAUUUUAACGGAAUAAAUAGGCCUAUCCACAUGAACAGGCAGUGUGGAUUGGUGUUCACUCACUCAUAGAAAGAUAGAAGUAAAAUCAAGUAUAAUCAAAAUUAAAAAGCACAACUCCUAAAUAAUCAACAAUCAUGUUAAGUGCCAUGCCGUUUCAGUAAAAA
Triplophysa rosa is the source of this 4166-nucleotide messenger RNA. RefSeq names its product natural killer cell receptor 2B4-like. The record is from RefSeq and is a predicted model, not a curated record. The transcript has 5 exons. The coding region runs from base 474 to 1328 and encodes 284 amino acids. Lineage: Eukaryota; Metazoa; Chordata; Actinopteri; Cypriniformes; Nemacheilidae.